AUGUUACGCACCGUGUUCCUCACACUGGUUGUCCUUGUUGGCUACGGGGCGGCUGUUUCCGUGGAUGUUCCAGAAGGCCCAUUGUCGCCGGGUCGCACCAAUGUGGCCCGUCGGUAUUUGAGCGCCAAGACACAGCAGUUUCUCGUCAACGGUAGCGCUAUUCCCGAAGUCGACUUCGACAUUGGCGAAUCUUUCGCCGGUCUUUUGCCAAUCUCAAACUCAACCACUUCCAGUCUGUUCUUUUGGUUCUUCCCGAGCGAAAACCCCGAGGCCUCGGAAGAGAUUACAAUUUGGCUGAAUGGAGGGCCAGGAGACAGCGGCAUGCUCGGCAUGCUUCAAGGGAAUGGGCCCUUUCUCUGGCAGCCAGGGACUCGCAGGCCCGUGCGAAACCCCUAUUCGUGGACCAACUUGACCAACGUUGUCUAUAUGGAUCAGCCCGUGGGGACCGGCUUCUCCCCGGGCCCGGGAGCCGUCAAGGACGUUGAUGAUAUCGCGGAGCAGUUUGUUACCUGGUUCGAGAACUUUGUGCAAACAUUUGAUCUAAGACGCAAAGUGUUCAUCACGGGCGAGAGCUACGCCGGUCAUAUGAUUCCGUACAUCGCCUCGCGAAUGCUUGACCGCAAUGACAUCGCUUACUUGCAAGUCAAAGGGAUUCAGAUUAUCAACUCACUCAUCAACGGGUACGAUGUGUUGCAACAGGCUCCAGCAGUGGCCGCCUUGAACCAUUAUCGCAGCGUGUUUGGACUCGACGAAACACUCGUCUCCAGCUUCAAUGCGAGAGCCGAUGAAUGCGGCUACAGCAAGUUUUUAUUCGAGGCUCUGACAUAUCCACCGCAGGAUAGCUUCCCGGCAGUGCCAGACCAUGGGCGGCCGGGCUGUAACAUCUGGAGCAAUAUAUUGACAGCCGCGUUCCAGGUCAAUCCCUGCUUUAACGUCUACCACUUGACGGAUUCUUGCCCCAAGCUUUGGGAUGUCAUGCAGGACGGCUCGGACAAUUACUUCAAUCGUCCCGACGUGCAGAAAAUACUCAACGUGCCAACGACGGAAUACAAACCUCACGGGGGUUUCACUUGGCAAGGCAAUCCUGGCAAAGAUGCUUUGGGUCCCAUGCCAAGUUCGUGGGGUCCGCUUAGGAGCGUUAUCGAGAGGACCAACAACACCAUGAUAACCCACGGCUUGCUGGACUAUCUACUGCUCGUCAACGGCACUCUGACUACCAUACAGAACAUGACGUGGAACGGAGCACGGGGGUUUCAGAGACGACCAACUGAGCCGUUUAUUGUCCCGGACGAUGGGGCUGGCCUUCAAGGAACCGCUCACACAGAACGGGGACUCACCUUUACAUCAGUCUCUUUCGGUGGCCACGCAAUGUCACAAUAUGUGCCGGCCGCGGCGUAUCGGCAACUCGAGUUUCUGCUCGGUCGUAUCCAAACCCUAUAG
Messenger RNA from Hirsutella rhossiliensis, 1440 nucleotides. Its product is annotated as serine carboxypeptidase domain-containing protein. The record is from RefSeq and is a predicted model, not a curated record. Gene Ontology annotation, molecular function: serine-type carboxypeptidase activity. The transcript has 6 exons. Gene Ontology annotation, biological process: proteolysis. Lineage: Eukaryota; Fungi; Ascomycota; Sordariomycetes; Hypocreales; Ophiocordycipitaceae. The coding region runs from base 1 to 1440 and encodes 479 amino acids.